This is a messenger RNA of Brassica oleracea var. oleracea, 1548 nucleotides long. RefSeq names its product zinc finger BED domain-containing protein RICESLEEPER 2-like. The record is from RefSeq and is a predicted model, not a curated record. NCBI's taxonomy places the organism in Eukaryota, Viridiplantae, Streptophyta, Magnoliopsida, Brassicales, Brassicaceae. The coding region runs from base 1 to 1548 and encodes 515 amino acids. The transcript is spliced from 2 exons. Gene Ontology annotation, molecular function: DNA binding.
AUGGAUUCACAAACACUUGACACACUAGCAGCUCUUGAGGCUGCAAAUGAGCAAAUGGAGGUUGAUGAUGAUGAUGAAGCAGAAACUCAAGGACAAGCACAAAGUGAAACUCAACCUGUUCAAGCAACUGAAACUGUGAGUCAUUCUAAACGCGCAAAGUCUCUUGUUUGGAACCAUUUCGUAGUAGUAGGAGUAGAGGCAGAUGGAAAAAGAAGGAGUCGUUGCAUUCAUUGUAAUAAGAAGUUAGUAUCAGAAUCUGCCUCAGGAACAUCUUCUAUGAAACGGCAUUUAGAAAUCUGUCCCAAAAAGCCUCCGUCAAGUGGUGAUCGUGAGUAUGAUCCGAAAGUAGAUCGUGAUAUGAUCAGUGAGAUCAUUAUUUUCCAUGAUCAGCCUUUCAAAUACGUUGAGUAUGAGAAGGUUAGAGCUAGGGACAAGUACCUGAAUCCCAAAUGCCAGCAUAUAUCUAGACAAACUGCUGGAGCUGAUGUCUAUAAGAGAUAUGAGGAAGAAAGAGAGAAGCUGAAGAAAGAGUUAGCAGAAUUCAAGGGUCGGGUAUCUUUUACCUCAGAUAUAUGGACAGCUUCUACUACUAUGACGGGAUAUAUCUGUCUGACAGCUCACUAUGUUGAUGAGAGCUUCAAGUUGAACAACAAGAUACUAGUCUUCAGUGAGUUGAAACCUCCACAUACUGGUGAAGAAGUGGCUAACAAACUUAUUAGCUGUUUGAAGGAGUGGGGAUUAGAGAAAAAGGUCUUCUCUAUGACCUUGGAUAAUGCUACUUAUAACGAUAGUAUGCAGAAGAUACUCAAGCAUCGACUUCAAAUGGCUAGCGGCAACGGGUUGUUGUGUGAUGGGAAGUUCUUCCACGUUAGAUGCUGUGCACACAUUUUGAAUCUCAUAGUGAAAGAAGGUUUAGAACUUGCUGUUGGUCUUCUGGAAAAUAUCCGAGAGAGUGUUAAGUUUGUCAAAGCAUCUGGAUCAAGGAUAGAAGCAUUUGCAGCAUGUGUUCAGAGUGUAGGGAUUAGGAGUGGAGCUGGACUGUCUCUAGAUGUACCAACCAGAUGGAAUUCAACUUAUGAUAUGCUUGCUAGAGCUCUGAAGUUUCGUGACGCAUUCACUAGUUUGAAAGAGUGUGACAGGAGUUACAAAUCAUUGCCUUCAGAGGAUGAGUGGGAUCGAGGGCAGAAAAUUUGUGAGUUUCUGAAGCCUUUCAGCACUAUUACAACGUUCUUCUCAGGCGUUAGAUAUCCAACGGCUAAUGCAUAUUUUCUACAAGUGUGGAAAAUUGAAUGCUUACUGAUGAAGUAUGCUAGUUGUGAUGAUCCAGUAAUGAAAGAGAUGGCUAAGAAAAUGAGAGUUAAGUUUUCUAAGUAUUGGGAUGAAUACAGUCUUGUUCUAGCUAUGGGGGCUGUUUUAGAUCCGAGAUUGAAGCUGCAAAUACUUAGAACAGCUUAUGACAAAGUGGAUCCGAGAAACGCUGAGAAAAAGGUUGAAGUUGUUAAAAAGAAUUUGAAAAAGCUUUAUGAAGACAACACCGACUCCAUAUGA